Molecule: messenger RNA, 1182 nt
Organism: Coniosporium apollinis CBS 100218
Lineage: Eukaryota; Fungi; Ascomycota; Dothideomycetes
Exons: 2
Coding region: 1-1182 (393 amino acids)
Biological process (GO): carbohydrate metabolic process
Molecular function (GO): protein binding
Source: RefSeq, a predicted model, not a curated record
AUGCCACCACCACCACCACCACCUCUGCAACCCCAACUCCUUCCCCUCACGAGCACUCCCCGCCUAAUCCUCUACGCACAAACCCACCACACGCCCUCCGGGACGCCGAUAUCCCUCCUCCCACUCCUGACGAACCCAACGGGCGUCACGCAUGUGAUCGUCGCCGCGAUCCACCUCAACGAGGGCCCGGGAAACAUCACGCUGAACGACCACCAUCCUGAUGACAAACGGUUUGACCAGCUGUGGGCGGAGGUGCGCUGGCUGCAGGGCGCGGGGGUGAAGGUGAUGGGGAUGCUGGGGGGCGCGGCUCGGGGGAGUUUCGAGCGGCUCGGUGGGAGCGAUGCUGAAUUCAACGCAUACUACCUCCCCCUCGCGGCAGUUAUAAGGAAACAUAACCUCCAAGGCCUCGACCUCGACAUCGAAGAGCCCGUCCCCCUCUCCACACCCCUCCGCCUCCUCUCUCGCCUCCGCGCCGACUUCGGCCCCGCUUUCCUGCUCACCCUCGCCCCAACCGCAACCGCGCUUUUGCCCGGCCUGCCCCACCUCUCCGGCUUCAGCUACUUCGAGCUCGAGCGCGCGGCCGGCGGGUUGAUCAGCUGGUACAACACGCAAUUCUACUGCGGCUGGGGCGACGCGGCGCAGACGGCGUGGUACGAUGCCAUCAUGGCGGCGGGAUGGCCGGCCGAGAAGGUCGUGUUGGGGGUAGUGACGAACCCGGGGAAUGGGGCUGGGCAUGUGUGUAUCGAUGGCGCGGCCGGCGGGGUUAGGAGAGCGGAGGAUGAUGGGGCGGAGAGGAAGUGCGGCUUCGGCGACGUGCUGAGGAUACUGCGGGCGCGCUAUCCAAGGUUUGGCGGCGUCAUGGGCUGGGAGUACUUCAAUGCUGGGGGAGGGGAGGUGCCGCCGUUAAGCCCGUGGGCGUGGGUUCAGGCGUUGGGGCAGGUUGUCAGGUGCUCGGUGCCUGUGGCGCCGGGAAUGGUAGAGGGGGGAAGGGGAGUGGAGAGGCCGGCGGUGGGAGGUCAAGCGCAGUGGCCGGGGCAGCUACCGGCGCCGCAAGUAUCCUGGCCGGGAGAGGAUGUGGAGAUGUUGGUUGGGCUGGGGUUUGGGAGGCAGCAGGCUGUUGCUGCGCUGAAUGUUACGGAGGGGAAUGUGGAGAUGGCGGCGGGGCUGUUGUUUGGGGAUUGA